This is a messenger RNA of Penicillium malachiteum, 1035 nucleotides long. RefSeq names its product class I adenylate-forming enzyme family protein. Bases 1 to 1035 code for a protein of 344 amino acids. Gene Ontology annotation, molecular function: medium-chain fatty acid-CoA ligase activity. The transcript has 2 exons. NCBI's taxonomy places the organism in Eukaryota, Fungi, Ascomycota, Eurotiomycetes, Eurotiales, Aspergillaceae. The record is from RefSeq and is a predicted model, not a curated record. Gene Ontology annotation, biological process: fatty acid metabolic process.
AUGGCCCAAAUUGAGUCAGUAGCAGACCUUCUCAAGAAGCAUGCAAAGACGCGUGGGCACCAGAUAGCCUUUUUCACAGCUACUGGAGAGACUGUCACAUAUAACGAUCUCGAGAAGCGAACACGUCAAAUCGCUCUCAACCUUUUAAAUGCAGGGAUAUCUCGGGAAUGUCGAGUAGUUAUAGUGCUUGGGAGCAGCAUUGAGGCUAUUGAGGGCAUUUUCGCUAUUACACGCGCCGCUGCGGUCGGUGUUCUUCUUGAUGCACGAUCAUCACAGGUUGAGCUCACCAGGGCAUUUGAGAGCAGUCGCCAUGCUAAGGGUGUCUUUACCUCCCAAUACGCGUUCAUGUGGACAGCCGUGAAUAGUCUUCAACUUGCCACUUCACUCAAUCUUACAGCCGCCGAUAAAAUAUUCUGGCCGCUGCCUCUGUUCCAUGCAUUUGGCCAUUUAUUAUGUGUCAUUGGUACGCUAUCCGUUGGUGCGAGCGCUCAUCUUGUUGGCGAGCAGCCUUUACUUAACAGUCUCUUGCAGAGCAAAGAGUCAACUAUCAUCGGAGGAGCCCCUGUCAUAUUCCAAGAAAUCACAAAAUCCGCAGAUCGACAAGCGUUAGCUCAAAUUCGGCCUAGAGCAUGCAUAGCCGGUGGGGCAGCUACACCAACAGGACUAAGUUCUGAGGUUCAAUCGUUGUUUGGAGUUCCUUUAAGCUUCCAAUACGGAAGCACGGAAUGCGGUCUAAUUGCUACUGAUAUUGGCAUACAUGGAGGCAUGUAUCUGGGAGCCUCAUGCGGAUCACCUCCACAAGGCGUUGAUGUUCAAAUCCGAACAUUGGGACCGAAUGGGCAGUUAUUAGCAGAAGCAGCAGAUGGAGACGAGGGCGAGAUAUGUGUUCGGAGUGCUAGUUUUAUGCUUGGAUACAAUGAUGACAGCUUGUCUCCUUCCACAAUCGAAGAUGGCUGGUACCGAACCGGUGAUCUGGGACGUCAAGAGGGUAUACCAGGAACAGGACAAAGGAUCUUGACGGUUACGGGCGGAUAA